This is a messenger RNA of Fusarium graminearum PH-1, 1171 nucleotides long. Its product is annotated as pyridoxine biosynthesis protein PDX1. The transcript has a single exon. The coding region runs from base 78 to 1013 and encodes 311 amino acids. The record is from RefSeq and is a predicted model, not a curated record. Gene Ontology annotation, biological process: amino acid metabolic process; pyridoxine biosynthetic process; pyridoxal 5'-phosphate biosynthetic process. Lineage: Eukaryota; Fungi; Ascomycota; Sordariomycetes; Hypocreales; Nectriaceae. Gene Ontology annotation, molecular function: amine-lyase activity.
CUCACAUUUGCCUCUUUUUCUUUUACUCCCAAGCUCUUCUCUCUUCUCUAUUCUCUAUCUUCUAUAUCCAAUUCACAAUGACAAACGACAACUCUAACAACACUGGCGCCUCCAAUGGCGAGGCCAAGUCCUCCUUCACCGUCAAGGCCGGUCUCGCUCAGAUGCUCAAGGGCGGUGUCAUCAUGGACGUCGUAAACGCUGAGCAAGCUCGCAUUGCCGAAGAAGCCGGUGCCUGCGCCGUCAUGGCCCUCGAGCGUGUCCCCGCCGACAUCCGCAAGGACGGUGGUGUCGCCCGCAUGUCCGACCCCGCCAUGAUCAAGGAGAUCCAAGAUGCCGUUACCAUCCCCGUCAUGGCCAAGGCCCGUAUCGGUCACUUUGUAGAGUGUCAGAUCCUCGAGGCCCUUGGCGUCGACUACAUCGACGAGUCCGAGGUUCUCACCCCCGCCGACGACGAGAGCCACGUCGAAAAGAGCCCCUUCAGCGUCCCCUUUGUCUGCGGAUGCCGAAACCUGGGUGAAGCCCUCCGCCGAAUCGCUGAAGGCGCUGCCAUGAUCCGAACAAAGGGCGAGGCCGGCACCGGAGACGUUGUCGAGGCUGUGCGACACAUGAAGACCGUCAACAGAGACAUUGCGCAAGCCAAGGCCGCUCUCGCCGAGGGCGGCAUCGUGCGCAUCCGCGAGAUGGCCCGCAAGCUUGAAGUCGACGCCGAAUUGCUCCGCCAAACCGCCGAGCUGGGCCGUCUCCCCGUGGUCAACUUUGCGGCCGGCGGAGUUGCCACGCCCGCCGAUGCGGCGCUCAUGAUGCAGCUCGGCUGCGACGGUGUCUUUGUCGGCAGCGGAAUCUUCAAGUCUGGCGACCCUGCCAAGCGGGCCAAGGCCAUCGUGCGAGCCACGACACACUUCAGGGACGCCAAGGUUCUUGCAGAGACUAGCACGGGGCUUGGCGAGGCCAUGGUGGGAAUCAACUGCGAUAGCAUGAAGCCCGAGGAGAAGCUUGCUGGACGAGGAUGGUAGAAAAUGAUUUAUUUAUUGGCGUUGUAGGAGAAGGUUUAUUCAACAUGAAAAGGAAACGGGUAAAGAAAAUAGUGAUGAUACAACAUCUCUGGUGGAUAUGCAUGAGGAUAGCGGGUGUGUUUGCACCAUAAUGAAAAUACCUUUUACGAUGAAGAAAA